AUGGUUCGCCCACUCAUCCAAGGUUUCGAUGGCGAGUAUUACCAGAGCUUCGGUAAAAACGCCAACUGUACCUUAGAGGUUUGCCCUAUUGAGGCCACCAUCUACAAGUACAAUCCAUCCAAGCCUGUUAACACUGCACUCACUGUCAUCUUCGGUCUGAUCAUGAUCGGUCACAUCUACCUCGGUGUUCGAUGGAAGACAUGGGGUUACAUGGUCAGCAUGAUCCUUGGCUGCCUUCUCGAGAUUGCUGGCUAUGCUUGCCGAAUCGCCUUGCACAAGAACCCUUUCAAGUUCUUGCCUUUCGUCGUUCAGACUGUUGCCUUGACCAUCGCUCCCAUCUUUUAUACCGCCGGAAUCUACGUCACUCUUUCCGCAAGCAUUUCCCACUUUGCCCCUGAUCUAACUCGCGUCAAGCCUGUUGUCUGGGUCUGGAUUUUCCUUCCUGCCGACAUCAUCUGCCUCAUUCUCCAAGCUGCCGGUGGUGCCAUCUCUGUCACAGGCUCCGGUGAUAAUUCCGCUGAGGUUGGCAACAAAAUCAGCCAGGCGGGCUUAUCCCUCCAGCUUAUUGUCCUUGUUGGAUUCAUGGCUGCGUUUGGUGACUUCUUCGUUCGCUUCUUCCGCGCCGGCCGCCUGCCCCAGAUCGAAUGGCGUCUGAAGGCCUUCGUCGCCGGUAUCACUCUCUCAGUCAUUUUCAUUCUCGCCCGUUGUGCCUUCCGUGUGUACGAGCUCAAGGAGGGCUACAGCGGCGCUGCCAUCACCCACGAAGUUCCCUUCAUCAUCAUGGAGGGUGUCUUCAUGAUCAUUGGCGCCGUGUUUCUCUACAUCGGACACCCCGGUCUUGCUCUCAAGCCCGGCGAGUCUGCCGUCGAUACUGCCCAGUACCCUGGCAAGGCCUCCGGCUCCGAUACUGAGGAUUCCGCUUUCCCAAGGUCCAAGGCCUGA
Clonostachys rhizophaga is the source of this 942-nucleotide messenger RNA. The record is from the annotation of a GenBank genome assembly. Lineage: Eukaryota; Fungi; Ascomycota; Sordariomycetes; Hypocreales; Bionectriaceae.